Geosmithia morbida is the source of this 1569-nucleotide messenger RNA. RefSeq names its product 2-phosphoxylose phosphatase. The transcript is spliced from 3 exons. The record is from RefSeq and is a predicted model, not a curated record. Lineage: Eukaryota; Fungi; Ascomycota; Sordariomycetes; Hypocreales; Bionectriaceae. Gene Ontology annotation, molecular function: phosphatase activity. The coding region runs from base 1 to 1569 and encodes 522 amino acids. Gene Ontology annotation, biological process: dephosphorylation.
AUGGCCGGUGCCCUCGCCGGUGCCCUCCGGUCUCUCCUUGUAAGGAGGCGACCGCCCCUCAAAUCCCUACUUGCACUCCUCUGCUUGUCUGUCUUUGGAAUCAUGCUGCCAUGGUUCUACCUGUCCUCGGCCGCCACCGUCAGCGGUCUCGCUCUUGCCAAUCCGGCGUCGGGAGCCAAGCAUACUGGCGACCACGUGGAUGCUUGGCACGCCCCCGUCAAGUGGGAGGUUAACAGUCUCGAUAAGGUGCUCAACUCCGAGGGCGUAUACGGCUUCAUCUUCAACUCCAGCGACACGCCCGACAGUGACUAUGGGACGUACAACUACUGCAACAUGCCGCACGUGAGGGCCAAGGAGUACAUCCGGCCCAGUAAGGAGUACGAGCUCCAAUAUGUUGAGCUAAUUCAUCGUCACCACAAGCGUACGCCCUAUGCAGACAACUCAUUUCCCGUUGAGUCAUACCAGUGGAAUUGUAAUGAUCAGGCCCUCUACCUUUAUGGACAGCCGUUACAGGGACACGAUGCCGCUCACGGCUACCGCAAGGGCUACAUCUCGGAUGUGAACCCCUUUACACAGUCCGGAUGGGUUGGAAGCUGCCAGUUCCCCCAAAUCACCCCUGGUGGACUCCAGGACUCGUGGCAGCACGGUGCCGACCUCUUCGGUGUCUAUCACGGCCUGCUUGGCUUUCUCCCAGACAACCUCACCCCCAAGGUCCGGUAUCGUGCUACCAACAAUGUCAUUACCCACCAGGUUGCCGGCAUGGUCAUCAACGGUAUGUGGGGGAUCACAAACGAUGUGCCGCUCAACGUCCAGGCUGUGAAUGUCGACAGCCUAGAGCCCCAAUACAGCUGCCCUGCUGCGUCGAUCCUCUUCAACGCCAUCAAGUCCAAGAGCAACUCGGAGUGGCAGCGCCAUCUGGACGAGGCGCAGGACAUAUACGCCACACUCGACGACAUUUCCGGCGUCCCAAGCGAUGACAGUGGCUUCCAUGUCUCCUUUGACCACUACUUUGACAACCUCUCGUCGCGCCAAUGCCACGACAAGCCUCUGCCUUGCAAGCUCGUCAACGGCAAGAACUCGUCCACGUGCGUAACCCAAGAGCUAGCUGACACUGUCUACCGCCUGGGGCACUGGGAAUACAGCCAGAUGUACCGUGAUAACGACACGACUCUCGCCGCCAGUACGGGAGCCUACGGCGUAUGGGUUGCUGAGCUGGCUGUCAACCUUCGCGCCGUCAUCGAAGGUAACCGGGACGUCCUAUAUACCCACAACAUCGCCCAUGACGGCUCCGUCUCGCGUGUCCUUAGUCUUUUGCAGAUCGAUGAGAUGGUCUGGCCUGGUAUGGGUUCCGAGGUCGUCUUUGAGCUCUACAAAAAGGGCGACGGCCCUGGUACGCAGCAGACAGGUAGCGGCUUCUACGUCCGUGUCCUGUUUGGCGGUCAAGUCCUCAAGUCGUCGAGUCCGGCUCUCGGCGCUAUAGACAUGAUUCCAGCGGGGAAGCUAUUGGAUUACUUUGACUCUUUGGUUGGAAACAGAGCCAGCUUGAUUAAGGCCAAGUGCAACGCUUGA